AGAUGACUCAAUUUGGAGAGUCACGUGAUCCAUGUUCUCUAAAACAAGGAUGUGAUACAGAAACAAUCUUUUAGACAGCUGCAAGUCGGACAAACAUCACAUGAGUGUUUCUGCGAGCCCGUGCUGAGAUGAAGUCUUUGGUGUUCUUCUGUUGGAUUGUGGGAUCGCUCAGUGGACAGCAGCUCUGGCCUGUGCCUUACGAGCGACUUGACAGGCGUCCAGAUGUGGAUCCCUACUGCCAGGCUUUGUACCCGUUCUGCCCGAGCGGGGAUCCAGACGGCCGGAUCCCUGUGAUGACCGACUCGGACAUCAUCUCGGUGUUCAGACUGCAGACUCCGGUGUGGGAGUUCAAAUACGGAGACAUGCUGGGAAAGUUUCAUAUCAUGCAUGAUGCCGUCGGCUUUGGAAGCGCAAGAACGGGACGAAACUUCACCAUGGAGUGGUACGAGCUGUUUCAGCUGGGGAACUGCACCUUUCCGCACGAGAGAGCGAGCGUGAGCGCGCCCUUCUGGUGUAAUCAGGGAGCCGCCUGUUUCUACGAGGGCAUCGAUGACAUCCACUGGAAACAGAACGGCACUCUGGAGAAGAUCGGAGAGAUUUCGGGCGAGGUGUUUAAUGAGAUGGCUCGCUGGGUUCAGGAGGACAACAAAACGGGUGUUUAUUACGAGACUUGGACGGUCAAGUCAGAUGCUAGUGCAAACGCCACCACGUGGUUUGAGUCCUACGACUGUUCUCAGUUUGUGCAUCGCACAUAUAAGAAGUUGCUGGGUUUGGGCGCCGAGCUGUCCAGCCAGACGCCUACUUAUUACACCAAGAUCUAUCUGUUCAGCGGAGAGCCGGUCCAUUUGGGAAACGACUCCAUCUUUCAGCAGUCCUCCACCAAAGAUCUGGCCACAGACAUCAAGAAGUUCUUCCACUCGUUCCGCUCGCACCAGUCCUUCGUGGAAAUGAUUGAAAGCUUGUUGGAGGCUUUUGAAAAGGUGGUCCUAGAGAAGACCUUUUAUUUCUACUACAACUCUGAAUAUUGGAAGCUGCCGAUGAAAUAUCCUUACAUUAAAAUAACCUUUGAGGAGAUUCCUCUACCAUAACCACCAUAUUUUUUUUGCCUAAAUGAUAUUGGAAAACCCCUAUUUUUGCUUGUAAAUAAAAUUACAUUUUAAAUGUUUUAUUUCCUUUGCAGAUGAUGGCGGAUUUAUCAGAUGAAGUGUUAAUCAUUUAUACUAAUGUCAGAAAUCAUUUUUAAUGUCUUGUUGUCGCUGCACUGUAUAUUGAUGAAUAUUGUUGCCUUCUUAUACAGGUGCUGGUCAUAUAAUUAGAAUAUCAUCAAAAAGUUGAUUUAUUUCACUAAUUCCAUUCAAAAAAAAUUAAACUUGAAUAUUAUAUUAAUUCAUUACACACAGACUGAUAUAUUUCAAAUGUCUAUUUCUUUUAAUCUUGAUGAUUAUAACUCACAACUAAGGAAAAUCCCAAAUUUAGUAUCUCAGGAAAUUAGAAUAUUACAAGUAUGAGCAUGUACAGCACUCAAUACUUAGUUGGGGCUCCUUUUGCGUGGCAUGGAGUGGAUCAGUCUGU
This is a messenger RNA of Carassius auratus (goldfish), 1572 nucleotides long. RefSeq names its product CLN5 lysosomal BMP synthase (gene cln5). The transcript has 4 exons. The record is from RefSeq and is a predicted model, not a curated record. Gene Ontology annotation, molecular function: hydrolase activity, acting on glycosyl bonds. Gene Ontology annotation, cellular component: lysosome; lysosomal membrane. Bases 129 to 1088 code for a protein of 319 amino acids. Gene Ontology annotation, biological process: lysosome organization. Lineage: Eukaryota; Metazoa; Chordata; Actinopteri; Cypriniformes; Cyprinidae.